AUGAUGUCAGGCGUCUAAACCUCGGAACAUACGGGACAAACUGGGCUUUUAAAUCACACUGGACCGCACUGAAAUGAAGUCUGGUGAUAACAACCAGACGGAGGAAGUUAAAGGAACCAUGUUGACCAAGAGAGUCCGGUCAGAGUACAUGAAGAAGUUCAGGGAUCCUAAGUGGGAGACGUUUUCCAAAUGUUACGAGGACUCAGUGAAGUACCGCCUGACCCGGAGAGUCAUGGAGCAUUCCCACAAGUCCUGGUUCUUUGAGGGCUGGGACAACAGCUCCGAGUCCAGCGGCUGGUCCACGCCCAGGCCCAGCAGGAACAGAAUCGCCCCUCUGUCCCUCCCAAAGCAGAAGAUAUCCAACCCCGAGACAAAAGAGACGUCUGAGGACAGGGAGACGGAGACGGGGGCCGGGGAGACGGUCGUAGACGCUGCUCCACUCGCAG
This is a messenger RNA of Notothenia coriiceps (black rockcod), 446 nucleotides long. RefSeq names its product centriole, cilia and spindle-associated protein-like. Gene Ontology annotation, biological process: regulation of mitotic spindle assembly. Gene Ontology annotation, cellular component: spindle; ciliary transition zone; ciliary basal body. The record is from RefSeq and is a predicted model, not a curated record. The annotation marks the transcript as partial. Gene Ontology annotation, molecular function: microtubule binding. The transcript is spliced from 2 exons. Lineage: Eukaryota; Metazoa; Chordata; Actinopteri; Perciformes; Nototheniidae.